Messenger RNA from Erythranthe guttata (spotted monkey flower), 3937 nucleotides. RefSeq names its product nuclear matrix constituent protein 1. Lineage: Eukaryota; Viridiplantae; Streptophyta; Magnoliopsida; Lamiales; Phrymaceae. The record is from RefSeq and is a predicted model, not a curated record. Gene Ontology annotation, cellular component: nucleus. Gene Ontology annotation, biological process: nucleus organization.
CAUUCACUAUCGAGAGGGUAGAUCGGUAAAAUCCUAUCCGACUGAAAGAUUUGAAACUACCAAGGGGCCCAAGCCCCCCCAACUAGAAGAAAUAAGAGGUAGGUAUUCCGCGUCACAAGGGCUUCUUUCACUUUCCUCUGUUCUCCGUUCCCACUGUUUUUGAAUAUUCCGUUCACCGGAGCCCGAAUAUUCCGUCUGGGGAGCACUCCUCCCUUCUUCUUUUACUGCUUUUGGACGACUCAACCGUCAACAUUUAGAACGUUAAACACCUUUCAUUUUGGUUUUUUUAAACCCCAAUUCUCACAAAUUUUACAUUAGGGUUUCUUCCAACUUCCUCAGAAUUGAAAUUAACGUUUGAAGUACAAAUCAAUACGGAACAAAGGUAACGAUGUUUACCCCGAAAAGGCAGUGGCCGGGGGCACCAAUGACACCGAAGACUGAAGUGCGCGCAACGCCGAACCCUAGUCGCAAAGAUAAGAUGGUGGCUUUUACCGACGGGACUCCUCCACCGCCGCCGCCGACGAGUUUUUUGAGCGCGAAUGGGAAUACAGCUCAGGCGGAAAAUAUGGAGGAUUGGAGGAGGUUUCAUGAGGUCGGACUGUUGGAUGAGGUUGAAUUGGAGCGGCGCGAUCGUGAGGCGCUGGUGGAGAGGACCCAAAGGCUUGAAAGAGAGCUCUUCGACUAUCAGUAUAAUAUGGGACUGCUGCUAAUUGAGAAAAAGGAGUGGACUUCAAAACAUGAAGAACUUCAGGAAUCUAUUCAAGAAGUGCAGGAGCUUCUCAAACGUGAAAAAACUGCUCAUUUGAUUGCAGUUUCUCAAGUAGAAGAGCGGGAAUCAAAUUUGAGGAAGGCGUUGGAUGCUGAGAGACAAUGUGUGAAUGAGCUUUCGAGGUCCCUACGUGAUAUAGGAUCCGAGCAUGAGAAAAUCAAGAUGACAUCAGCGUCUAAGUUGGCUAAUGCCAAUGAUUUGGUAGCUGGAAUUGAGGACAGGUCUUUAGAGGUGCAACAGAAGUUGCUUUCUGCUGAUGCAAAGCUUACGGAGGCAAACAGGAAAGCUUUAGAACUGGAGAGGAAAUUGCAGGAGGUUGAAACAAGAGAAAGUGUUUUUAAGAGGGAGCGCAUGUCCUUUAUUUCCGAACGGGAAGCGCAUGAAGCAAACUUUUUGAAACAUAAAGAAGAUAUGCGGGAGUGGGAAAGGAAGCUUCAAGAAGGGGAAGAGAGACUGUGUCAGAAUCGGAGAAAUAUUAAUGAGAGAGAGGAAAAGGUAAAUGAACUCAGUAGGAUGUUAAAGGAGAGAGAGAGGGAGCUUGAAGACGAACAGAAGAAGGCUGAUUUGGCAAAUUUGACCCUGAAGGAGAAAGAAGACGAGAUUAAUAAGAAACUAGCUGAGCUAAUUGUAGAAGAGGACAAAGCUAAAUCUGUCAGAAGUAAUCUAGAGAUGAAGGAGAAGCAGUUAACUGCGUUAACGGAGAAGUUGAGCUCUAGAGAGAAAGUGGAGCUUCAGAACCUUCUUGAUGAACAUAGAUCUGCUUUGGACAUAAAAAAGCAGGAAUUUGAAUUGGAAAUCGAAGAAAGAAGGAAGUCUCUGGAGGAGGAGAUUAAAAUUAAACAUGAGAAUUUGGUUAAGAAGGAGAGUGAAAUCAACCAUAUGGAGGAAAAAUUGAGAAAACAGGAUCAAGCACUGGAAAAGAAGUCGGACAGGGUUAACGAGAAAGAGAAGGACAUUGAAUUAAAGUUGAAAGGCUUGAAGGAAAAAGAGAAGGCCCUCAAGCUGGAGGAGAAAAAUCUGGACUUGCUGAGGAGAGAAACAGCUUCUGAUAAAGAAAGUCUGCAAAUUCUCAAAGACGAGCUUGAGAAGAUGAAAGCUGAAAUUAGUCAGAAGAAAUUGGAAAUUCAUGACGAAAAGGAAAAGCUUAGUGUCACUAAUGAAGAGAGGAAGGAGCAUAACCGUUUGUUAAUGAAUUUAAAACAGGAGAUAGAGAGGUACAAACAUGAAAAAGAUUUGCUCUCUAAGGAAAGUGAUGAUCUGAAGCAAGACCGAAAGAAUUUCGAGGAAGAGUGGGAGGCCCUCGAUGAAAAAAGAGCAGAACUGACUAGAGAUGCGCAGCAACUUGAAGAGGAGAAAACCGAAAUUGAAAAAUUGAAGUCCUCUUUAGAAAAGCAAUUGAAAGAAGAUAAAAUCGUCACCGAGGAUUACGUCAAGAGAGAGUUGGAGGCUCUUAAACUUGAGAAAGAAUCAUUUGCUGCCACAAUGGAGCACGAGCAGUCAAUGCUAUCCGAAAAAUCCCGACACGAGCAUGACCAGUUAGUUCGUGAUUACGAAAUUCGUAAAAGGGAUCUCGAGGCAGAUAUGCUGAAUAAGCAAGAAGAAAUGGAAAGAUCUUUGCAGGAAAGAGAGAGAGCGUUUGAGGAGAAGACUGAGAAAGAACUUAGUAAUAUCAGUCGUUUGAAGGAAGUUCUGCAAAAGGAAACGGAAGAUAUGAAGGCAGAGAGGAGCAGAUUAGAGAAGGACAAACAGAGCAUUACCUUGAACAAGACACAACUCGAAGAGCAGCAGCUCGAAAUGCACAAGGACAUUAACGAACUUGGUGUCUUAAGCAAAAAGCUUAAGUUACAGAGGCAACAAUUCAUCAAGGAGAGAAGCCGAUUCUUUUCAUUUGUCGAGACGCUUAAGGAUUGUGAAAACUGUGGGGAUAGGGCGAGAGAGUAUAUCUUAUCUGACCUUCAAAUCACAGACAAGGAGGAGGCGUCUCCACUUCAAGCAUUGGGUGAAGAACUUUUGGAAAAAGUUUCUUCUUACAAAUCGAAUGCUAAGAAAGAUGCUCUUUCUGAGGAAGAUCCUAAAUUGUCAGAAUCUGGUGGGCGUAUGUCUUGGAUUCUUCGAAAGUGCACUCCGAGAAUCUUUAACUCGCCUUCUCCUACCAAGAAAGUUCAAGAGAUGCCUCCUCAAAACUUGGACCAAGCUUUGACUGAUACACUGGUCAAUGUUGCUGAAAAUGUUGGAGUAUCCAACAUGCCAGAUAAUCAUGAAGUUCCAGAAGAUUCUCAGAAUUCAGGGUUGAAGAAUCGUCGACGGAAAUCGAGUAGAAAAUUCGGUGGGGUCCACAGAACACGUUCUGUUAAAGAUGUAGUUGAAGAUGCUGAAGUUUUCUUGAGAAGGAAAUCGGGAGACGUAGAAUUGAAUGAGGAGCAAAGUAAGGAUGAAGAAAGCCGGGGAGAGUCUGGCCUUGUUGGGAAAGCAGCUAGUGCUGUUCGAAGAAAGCGAACACGUGCACAGUCUUCUAAGAUGACUGAGAGUGUGGAUGCUGAUUAUGACAGUGAGGGUCAUUCUGAAAGUGUUACUGCAGGUGGCCGAAGGAAGAGGCACCAAACAGCUGCUCCAGCUGUACAAAAUUCUGGGCAGACACGUUAUAAUCUUCGACGUCAUACGGCAAAGAGCAAAGGAGUAGCCAUUUCAACAGACAGUGAGAGAAUACCAGAUAAGGAAGUCGGUUAUGCUACCGUAUCUCGAGAUAACGAAAUUACUUCUGCGCCCCCAGAAGAAGUCACCAGUCAGAAAAGGAGCUCUGCACAGUUGGUGCAGGUUACUUCUCGUAAACAGGCCCAAAUGGUCUCGGUCGAAAGGGUAGUCAGGUUUCAGGCAGGGGAAAACUUGGAUGAAAAUGCUGAUGCAGCGAAAUUGACAGAGACAGUCGAUUUGAGUGAGGAGGUGAGUGGUACUCCAGAGUACAACACCGGUGAUGAAGAAAACGAAGAUGAAGAAGGCGAUGAAUAUGCUCCUGGUGAAGCUUCCAUACCUAAAAAACUUUGGACAUUUUUCACAUCUUGAUCCCCUUUUGAUUACAUGUUGUAGUUUGUCUAUUUUGUAAAACACACUUUGUGGUGUAUUAGGGAACCUUUAGAAAUCCGAGGAUGUUUUUUUUUUUUUUUUUUUUUU